Messenger RNA from Centropristis striata (black sea bass), 3043 nucleotides. RefSeq names its product ring finger protein 207a (gene rnf207a). Gene Ontology annotation, molecular function: Hsp70 protein binding; transmembrane transporter binding; zinc ion binding. The record is from RefSeq and is a predicted model, not a curated record. Gene Ontology annotation, cellular component: perinuclear region of cytoplasm. NCBI's taxonomy places the organism in Eukaryota, Metazoa, Chordata, Actinopteri, Perciformes, Serranidae. Gene Ontology annotation, biological process: regulation of heart looping; regulation of cardiac muscle contraction.
UUUCAGAUGGCAGGAGGAAUCUUCACCCACCUGGAUAAUCUGUGCAGUGUGGACUGUGCUAACGUCCACCCCCUGGUGUGUCACCUGUGCCACGAGCAGUACCAGUCCCCGUGUCUGUUGGACUGCUACCACAUCUUCUGUGCUCGCUGCCUGCGAGGCCGGACCAAUGACAGCCGUCUCAGCUGCCCCCUCUGUGGUUACCCCUCCAUAGUGAAAGGAAGCAGCUCACUGCCACCAGAGGACCGACUGCUGAAGUUCCUGGUCGACAACAAUGCGGACGCUGAGGAGUCGGUGCAGUGUGCCAACUGUGACCAGGAGAGCAGCAAGAAGGACGCAGGGGGGAUGUACUUCUGCAACACUUGUAGCCAGCCACUUUGCAGCGCCUGCAGGGAGUUGACUCACAAGGCCAGAAUGUUUUCCCACCAUGAGAUCGUGUCCCUGGCCAAACGCACAAGAGCCAAACACAGGAAGUGCUCUCUCCACGAGGAGCCCUACAUCCUGUUCUCAACAGAGAAUAAGUCAAUGCUUUGCAUCAAGUGCUUCAGAGACAUGCAAGUGGAGAGUCGGACUCACUGCAUUGAUAUUGAAACAGCUUACGUGCAGGGCUGUGAGAUGUUGGACCAGGCUGUGCUGGUGGUGAAGGAGCUGCAGACUUCAGCCCGAGAGGCGAUCGUUCUGCUGAGAGCCAUGGUUGGAGAAGUGUGUCUGAACGUGGAGGAAGAAGAGAGUGCAAUCUGUACUCUGUUCAACAGCUUGCAGGAGAAACUAGCAGAGAGGAAGAAGAUCCUGCUCAAAGCUGCUCAGAGUCAACAUGAGGAGAAGGAGAAAGCACUAAAGGAGCAGCUCUCGCACCUAACUGCCCUCCUACCAACCCUCCAGGUGCACCUCGUCACCUGUUCGGCGUUCCUCAGCUCAGCCAACAAGUUCGAGUUUCUGGACAUGGGCUACCAACUGAUGGAGAGGCUGAAGAGGAUUGUAAAGCUCCCUCAUCGACUGAGACCAGUGCAGAGCAGCAAAAUCAACACCGACUACAGAAGUGAGUUUGCUCGCUGUCUGGAGCCUUUACUGCUGCUGGGUCAGCGCUGCCCUCCUUCUGCUGUCGGAUCUAUAAGUGUUGCAGCGAGGCACCAGUCCCCCCUCUCCGUGUCGUGCCGCUCCCCGUCUCUCAGUGACAUGCCCCUGGGCUCGGUUUGCGGGCGAAGGCCCACCUGUCACCGCAACAUCUGCACCAAGGUCCUCCUGGCCGAGGGGAGGGAAACACCCUUCACCGAGCACUGCCGCAACUACGAGAACACCUACAGGACCCUCCAGACAGAGAUUCAGAGUCUGAAGGACCAGGUCCAGGAGCUGCACCGAGACCUGACCAAGCACCACUCCAUCAUCAACACGGAUAAGAUGGGAGAGAUCAUGGACCGAUCGCUGCACAUCGACAGCCGGAUUGCCUCACAGUACUCCACCGUGGAAACUAUGAGAGUCAUGUUUGAAGAGAUCUGGGAUGAGACUUUUCAGAGGGUCACUAAUGAGCAGGAGAUCUACGAAGCCCAGCUUCAUGACCUGAUGCAGCUGAAGCAGGAGAACUCUUACCUAACCACAAUCACCAAACAGAUCAGCCCGUACAUCCUGUCCAUCGCCAAAGUCAAGGAGAGACUUGAGCCCAGGUUCCAGGAGCCUAAAGAGCAGCAUGAUGACCGCACAGAAACUAUGCAGAAAAUCUAUGAGGACAGCACGAUUGCUAAAGACACUCAAGACAGUAACGACCAAACUGGUGUCACAGAGCAGGACAGACAGAAGAACAUCUGGGAGUCGGGGGGGGGGGGGUCAGCUGUCAGGACCAAUCGUCCGAGCAGGCCGCGGGUUCCCACAGAGACGUCCAGCCACCACAAAGAGAUGCCUUCAUAAACACCAUGUCAUUUGAUUUCCCCCUCCCCUCCUCUCCUCUCUCCCCUCCCUGCUCCUGCGCCUUAAGUCAGCCAUAACAAGCCCGGGACGGUAUGUGACUGCUGCUGUCUGGAUACUGUACGUGACAUUUUCACAGCGGUGUGGAGCUGUCAGCGGCUCCAAGGUGAACUCUCGGAUAGACUCCGACUGGAGGUGCAUACGUGGAGGUUAAAGUGCUGCAAGUGGACAUCCUCCUUGUAGAAAACAUUAUAAAGUUAUUUAAGAGACUGCUUUAAUGAGGAAACACUGAAACAUAAUCUACUUUUGCAGCUCUGUUUGUGUUUUUCCUUUUAAAACGAUAAGUAUGCUGAGAGUGUGAAUUAUCGCUCUGUCCUUUUUUUCUACAGUGUGUGUGGAAUUGCUUUUUUGCAGCAUCUAUUCUUUGCAUAAAACAUUUUGUGUGUGUGUGUGUGUUGGGGAAGCUGGAAGCUGAUGAUGGAUGACUGCCCAGGUCCGAUUCCCCCUGAAGAUUGUUGAACCGGUGUGACAGCGCAGAUGGAACACAGCAAAUGCAAUGAUGUGUGUGUCAUUCUGGGUGUCAGUGUAGGUCACAUGUUGAUGUGUGUCUCCUACAAAAUGAAGCAGUCAUUUCCAGGAUGUGCAGUCUGGGUUUUUUUCCUUUUCCCCAUCCGCAGUUUCUACAUCUACAUGCAAAAACCUAGAAUUACAGAGGUGUGUGAAUGUAACUGGCCUUCCCUUAACCUCGAUCUCCUGCUAGUUUUUUUAGACUCCACACUCCUCCUCAAUAUCCCAGCCGACCAAGGAAAUAUAUUCCUCCUGGUGUCGACUCUAUCGCACGUCAGUGUCAGCAGCUUGCUUUAAGGCAUUUGCCCUGCAGGAAAUCAGCAGGUAACUUUCCCUUUUUCUCCCACACUUCCCCUCUCCGUCCUUUCUUUCUUCCCCCUAUAUAUUCCUCUUAAUUAAUCAUGUUGGUGUUUUAAACAGAUGCCACGUUAAAAACUGACAAAAAGUGCAACAGAGAGUCUGAUUUUCUUAUGAAAUAUCUAUUAUAUAUUGUCAGCUACCACCACUCCUGUGUUGUAGUGGCACUUUGUGUUAAUUUAUAGUAUUGAAAGGCUGAUUGAUCAUUAAAACACCUGAGCAU